This is a messenger RNA of Clonostachys solani, 1956 nucleotides long. The record is from the annotation of a GenBank genome assembly. NCBI's taxonomy places the organism in Eukaryota, Fungi, Ascomycota, Sordariomycetes, Hypocreales, Bionectriaceae.
AUGUUUUACAGCCACGAAAUCCUCACCAACACUCAGUAUGGAGUGGCCACAAUCUGGCUCGUCGCCACUGUAGGAAAGGGGACCCAGAAGAAGCUUUCAAGAAAGCUCAUCCAAGAAGUCAAUGUGCCAAGGGCAUGCGAAAAAAUACUUGACCCGGGAGCCCCUCUUGCCUUGCGACUGCAAGCAAGCCUGCUCUACGGCGUCUCGCGAGUUUUCUCCCAGCAAUGCAACUAUGUCCUAUCAGACGCCGAGAGAACCCAGACCGAAAUGGUUUCUUAUUUCAAGUCCAUGCAGCAAAGCGAGACUGAUCCGCAGGCCGGAAAGACAAAGCGACACAACAUCGUCCUCGAAGAUGAUCCCACCUUUGAUCCGUUGGCAGCUUUGCCUCAGCUCGACCUGCUGAAGUGGGAUGCCAGUCAAAUCCUACAAGCAAGCCACGGUUCGAGUAACCAAUACUCCCACCUCACGCCCCUUGCAAGCCAAAACAGCGGUUCUGUAGGGCGCAAGCAUUCUCGGUUCAGCAUCAACCUCCCUGAAUCUUCUCUCUCAGCUCGGAGCUAUCACAUCCCCUCCGACUUUGGCCAGCAAAGCCCGUCUGGGUUUAAGCCAUUCCACCGCGGUCUGUCAGCAGACGUCAACCCCUUUGACGAAGACGACGCCAUGGGCGGCGUGAUUGGCAUCGAAAUAGAUGCAGAUGGGAAUAUCAUUGAACUCUUGGACAAUGAGCCUGUCCUCCCGCCUCUUCUAAACCCAGAAGACAUCGAAAUGGGUGAGGCCUUUGGGCAGGAAAAUAUGAACAACCACCACCUUGCCAAGAAUUUAGAGGCGCUGGUGUUGGGAGAUGAGGAAAUCCUGCCUGACGCAGAAGCGUUCCCCAUCCAAGCUCAAGCAAAAAACUGGGAUCGCGUUCCAUCGUCAACACCUUCCCUUGAGCCAUCUUCUCCCAACAUGAUGGUUGCACACAGCCGCAAGAGGCGCCCUCGCAAAACGAACAUCAUGCUUGACCAGGAGGACCACGUUCGCCGUGGCGAAAUUCGAGAAUGGAAUGAUCACUAUCUAGACAACAUGGAAGCCGCACGCAAAGACCUGGCGAGAGCCACUCUAGGUCAGGCAAAGAGGAACGCCCGGGCAUACUUGUUCGACUGGGGCAUUGCAAAUGUCGGCGUAAGCUUCGCUCCCAACAUUCCACUUCCGCAUCCCCUUGCAGUGGACUUCGCCGGCCAUCAGUUCGCGGCCAACCUUCUAGGACCAGACUUUGUGGACCAGUUGGCUGUCAAAGUUGGGCGUGGGCGUCGCAAGAGAUCCGAGGCUUUCACACCAGAGGAAGAAGCGAAGAGCCAGGAUGAGCAUUUGACAAAGAGGGUCAACAAUGAAGAGGUAGAGGUCGCUCGCCACGACGAGCCUCCAAUCUUCGGCGAGGAGCCCAUCCCAGAAAUCGGGAUGGGUGCCGCUGGCCCCCUCUCAGAUCGGCACUCCUCUGCCAUCAUGCCCUGGUCCAGACAGGGCUCAGUCAUUCCGGGGUCAUCCGUGCGUGGAUCUGUCCAGAAGGCCGGCAACGGGAGCAUCCUUCAUUCGAUCGAGCGGUACAGCGAUGCAGGACCGAACGGAGAUGGCCACCAGGAGAAUGAAACCGGUGCGGAGAACGCACACAGCCAGAGCGGCGGGCUUGACGUCGCGAGCCAGAACUUCCUAGAAUACGCCACUGCGGAGGCGGACAAGGUCGCCGCCCCGAACAGCAAGGGACGCACCUGGAUCGAAUUCGAGCAGCUCGCAACUCCCGGGGUGCAUGACAAGCACACUGCCGCGCAGGCAUUCCUCCACGUCCUGUCUCUGGCGACGAAGAAUGAGAUUUCCGUUCGCCAGACCGGCAGCCGUGCCAUGGAGCCGUUUGGAGAAAUCCACGUCGGCCUGCCCUCCCGGAGCCGUGGUGCUGCAGCUGGUGAGCAUGCCGAGUGA